Molecule: messenger RNA, 541 nt
Organism: Bactrocera neohumeralis
Lineage: Eukaryota; Metazoa; Arthropoda; Insecta; Diptera; Tephritidae
Exons: 2
Coding region: 68-421 (117 amino acids)
Source: RefSeq, a predicted model, not a curated record
UUGCUGUCAGUUGAUUCGUUAAGCCAGUGAGUGUUUAAACCAGUAUAACGGUAUAGAGUUUCAGAAGAUGUCUAGUCGUAAAAUUUCGCUUCUAUUGUUGGUGGCAUGUUCCAUAGCAUUAAUACACGCACGGCCUAAUGAAAAGCUUGCUGCGCGGCUCUCACGUCUCUACUUGGAUCCAGCGAAUGACGAACGCUUCAAUGACAUCGAACAGUUCAACGGCGACGAAAUGCAGUAUUCCGCCAGAAAGGAUAUGAAGGAUAAAGAAGUAAUAUUACGGAUUAUGGAUGAAUCCACCAAAAAACCUGAUGAAAGUGUUGCACUCACCCAAAGUGCCGAAAUAGAGGAGGGACUAACGCGUUCGAUGGUUUCUUCGAUAUUCAGAUUUAUGGGCAAUGCGAUGGGACACUUUAUACGUUAAUUGUAAUAAUUAAACAGAGAAAUAUAUAUACAUACAUACAUACAUAUGUAUGUAUGCAAUAUUUUAUAUGUAAAUUGAUAUUCUUCCAGUAAAAACGAUGAGCUUCGAGAUAAAAUGUCA